UUUCCUGGAUUGUAGGUGGGGGAAUCGUCGUAGAAUAAUUGUUGACCAGCAGCAGUGAAAAUUGCAUUACGUCUUCAGAGGAAAAAAAAUCAGGAUGUCAGCGAUAUCUGCACCAGUUGUUCCCAAAAUAAAGUUCUCAAAUGGAUACUUCAUGCCUAUGUUUGGUCUCGGUACAUAUCUGUCAGUUGCUGGUGAAGUUGAAAAAGCUGUAAAGUACGCGAUUGAUGUUGGAUAUCGUCACAUUGAUACUGCAUCUUAUUACAAUAAUGAAAAAGAAGUCGGGGAUGCUGUUAGAGAGAAGAUAAAUGAUGGUAGUGUAAAGAGAGAGGAUUUGUUUGUCACAACGAAAUUAUGGAAUAAUGCGCACAAUGAGGACAAAGUCGUGCCAUCGUGCAGGAAGUCUUUGGAGAAUUUGGGGCUCGAUUACAUGGAUUUGUACCUGAUUCACUGGCCAGUGGCUUUUCAGGAAAGUGAUGAUAUGAUGCCGAUGGAUUCCAGUGGUCGCCUGUUGCUCUCUGAUACUGAUUAUCUCGAGACAUGGAGGGGAAUGGAAGAAUGUGUGCGACAGGGUUUGACACGCAGCAUUGGACUCAGCAAUUUCAAUUCUGAGCAGAUUGCAAGAAUUCUGCAAGUGGCCACAAUAAAGCCUGUGAAUAACCAGGUCGAAGUUACUGUCAAUCUCAAUCAAGUGCCACUGAUUGAGUUUUGCAAAAAGCAUGAGAUUACAGUGACCGGGUAUUCGCCAUUGGGAAGACCCGGAAAUCGUCGAGGGGUCGCCAAUUCCUUGGACAGCCCUCAAAUAGUGGCUAUAUCUGAAAAGUAUAAGAAAUCCCCGGCUCAAAUUGCCUGCCGAUAUGUUUAUCAACAGGGCGCUGCACCAAUUCCCAAGUCUGUAACAGAGUCGCGCAUCAAAGAAAAUAUUGACAUUUUCGAUUUUGAAUUGACGCCGGAGGAGAUGAAGGCGAUCGAAUCCGCCGGUACUGGAAUACGCAUGGGUUGUUUUUCCGAUGCCAAAGACCAUCAAUAUUACCCGUUCUCGACGCCUUUCUAGAAUAGUCGAUCUUCGUGUGGUUUCUCCAGAAAAUAAUUCUUGUGAAAUCGAUUUUUCGGAACAAUAAAGUUUAAAAUCAAUAUAUAUUUCUUAAAAA
This is a messenger RNA of Fopius arisanus, 1148 nucleotides long. RefSeq names its product alcohol dehydrogenase [NADP(+)] A. Lineage: Eukaryota; Metazoa; Arthropoda; Insecta; Hymenoptera; Braconidae. The transcript is spliced from 6 exons. The record is from RefSeq and is a predicted model, not a curated record. Gene Ontology annotation, molecular function: aldose reductase (NADPH) activity. Bases 95 to 1051 code for a protein of 318 amino acids. Gene Ontology annotation, cellular component: cytosol.